Tremella mesenterica DSM 1558 is the source of this 3207-nucleotide messenger RNA. RefSeq lists its product as uncharacterized. Gene Ontology annotation, molecular function: phosphate transmembrane transporter activity. NCBI's taxonomy places the organism in Eukaryota, Fungi, Basidiomycota, Tremellomycetes, Tremellales, Tremellaceae. Bases 409 to 3207 code for a protein of 932 amino acids. Gene Ontology annotation, biological process: phosphate ion transport; polyphosphate metabolic process; monoatomic anion transmembrane transport. The transcript has 12 exons. Gene Ontology annotation, cellular component: membrane. The record is from RefSeq and is a predicted model, not a curated record.
ACAUAUCACUUCCAUACACUACUUUCAUACUUUCAUCCGGAACUUGUCCCAUCUCGUCAAUAACAACACAAGCCAUCUUCCGUACCCUGUACAUGUGCUCGAGAAAGAGUACAUGAUCUUACCAAAUCAUACAUCAUUCCGUCCUCAUCUCACGACUUGUCUAACCCCUUAUCGUCCACUCGUACCUUAUCGCUUUUCUCCAUAUCUGACCACUUCGGUGCUUUCCCUGCAUUAUACAAAUUAUCGCUCUCUCUAUCUCAUUUGAAGCCAGCGUACAAGAGGGAAGAAAGGGGAGAAGAGAACAUCGCUCUUUUGACUCUUGGAAAAGGUGAAGAAAGUGAGAUAGGGAGAUAUACAAGUAAAAGGUGGGAUUGGAAUUCUGACACACGACCGAAGAAAGGGACCAGGAUGAAGUUUGGUACUCUCUUAGAGCUCAAUAGUAACAUUGAAUGGUGGAAUCAUUAUGUCGACUACGACGCUCUCAAGAAACUCUUCCCUUCCAACCCUCUCGACCCCUCCUCUUAUCUCUCCACCGUCACCGAGUCCACUUCCAUUCUCCCCGUUCAUCGGGGUGAUAGUAAAUAUGCCACUCCUCCUGAGUUUCGCUCCGCUCUUGAUCGUGAACGAGAAAAAGUAUCUACCUUCUAUCUAUCCAAAAUAUCUGAACUCCACCGUUCAUUGGAGCAAUUAGAAGAAGAAAUCGAAUCUGAAGAAACUGCCGAAUUGGUUGAUGCAGAUGACACUAUAGCCGAGGUAAACGAAGAUGGUGAUGAAGCCCAAGCUAUGCUAGGACCUCCAAGUCCCAGUAUAUCUCGAGCGAGAAAACAAGGUAUCCUCAGUCGAUUAGCACCAAACGGUACGAUAAUGGGACGAAGAAGAAGUUUAUUAAAUAAAGACGAAGCUGAUGUAAUGGAAGGUUUAUCACGUGGUAGAAGUAGAAGUAUUGGAACUUCAGGAAACGGCAAUCAAAAUCAAUCAUCCCCUUUACUUGAGGAAAAUCAACUGAUCACUACCGAAGAAGAUUUAUUGGGCUCUCCGAUAUUUCCAACGAAAGGGAAAGUCCCACCACCGAGAAAUAGAGCAAUGUCAGAUCUCGAAUCUUCUGAUGCGGACAUUGGUCGGGAAAGAAGAUUAUCAGUUUCGUCAGCUUCAUCACAUGGAGAUGAUUAUGGUUGGCCUAGAAAAGCUUAUGGGAGUUUGAAAUUGGUUCCUAUGGAUAGAUCGGCAUUACCAUCUUGGACACGAGAAGAAUCGGAAAAUGAACCAGGCACACCUUCGUCGUCGAGAAAUGCGGGGGUUAGAGAGAAAAAAACGGUUUAUAUCUGGAGAGGGGACGGACAUAGAGCACAGAUGUUGAAGAUACAAUAUAAGAAAAGGAUUUCUGCACUUUGGUUGGAGGCUUAUGGGUUGAAACAAUAUGUGGAUCUGAAUUUGACAGCAUUUGAGAAGAUUCUGAAGAAAUAUGACAAGAAUACCAGUUCCAAGCUGAAAAACGACUACGUACCCAAUAUCGUCCUGACCUCUCGACCAUGGGUCCAAUCCGAUCGAGACGAUUUAGACAAUCUGAUCUCCCAUAUACUUCUUCUCUACCGUCGUAUAGUCACUUCAGGUAACGAAGAUCAAGCCAAAGAUCAACUCCGAGCGCAACUCCGAGAGAAAGUAGUGGUGGAUCGUGAAACCGUAUGGUCUCAAAUGGUUUCUGGUCAUAGAGGACAAGGAAUAUUUAGGAGUAUUGAACCUGAUGAAGAAUCAGUAUUCAAACCUGAUCCUACUCAGAGAUCCGGUAAAUAUUUACCUGGAUGGUUAUCACGUAAGGUCGUGCUUUGUUUGUUGGCUUUGGGAGUGUUGGUUAUCAUCGUACAGACUCAACCGGUGGGAAGAGUGGAAGAGAGUAAUUGUUUGGCUAUGUUGUUGUUUUGUACUAUUCUAUGGGCUACAGAGGCCAUUCCCCUAUUCGUCACUUCCCUAGCGGUCCCAUUCCUAGUAGUAAUCCUGCGUGUACUUCGUUCUUCAGAUGGCGAAGAUACUCGUCUUUCCGCUUCUGAUGCUACCAAAUACAUCUUCUCCCAAAUGUUUUCACCCACCAUCAUGCUUCUCAUUGGAGGUUUCACCAUCGCUGCUGUAUUGUCAAAAACCAGGUUAGACGUGAUGACUGCCACUCGGAUCCUAAACGCCGCAGGUACACGACCAAGUGUGGUUUUACUGGUCCUCAUGUCCGUUGCGACAUUUGCAAGUAUGUGGAUUAGUAAUGUGGCCGCACCGACUUUAUGUUAUGCUUUGAUCAAGCCAAUUCUCGACGAGCUGCAUCCGAAGAGCAUGUUUUCGAAAUGUCUUAUUAUCGCUAUCGCUCUAGCAUCCAACAUAGGUGGUCAAGCAUCUCCAAUCUCAUCACCUCAAAACCUCAUAGCAUUAGGAUCCAUGGAUCCACCUCUCAGUUGGCCAGAAUGGUUCGCCAUUUCCAUCCCAGUCAGUAGUAUCUCCGUCAUCGCCAUUUGGGCGUUUUUACAUUUAAACUAUCGAUGGGAGAACGAUCUUCGGAUCCCUAAAAUGCGUAAAAAUACAGAUGCUUUGUCAAAAACUCAUUAUUUCGUAUUGUUCAUUUCGGCUUUGACCAUUGGAUUAUGGUGUGCUGAGAAAAGUAUGGAAGGGGUUGUAGGUGACAUGGGUGUGAUUGCUGUGAUACCUUUAUUAGCUUUCUUUGGGACUGGGAUAUUGUCUAAGGAAGAUUUUCAUUCAUUCCACUGGUCCAUCGUCUUUCUCGCCAUGGGUGGUAUAGCACUCGGCAAAGCCACUUUGUCUUCUGGUUUAUUAGAUGAUUUGGAUCAUAUGCUGGAAGGUUUCGUCGAAGGGAUGGGAUUAUACAGUAUUUUGAUCGUAUUUUCCAUUCUAGCUUUGGUCAUUGCUACUUUUAUAUCACACACCAUAGCAGCGGUACUAUUAGUUCCAAUAGCAACACGUAUCGGUGACUCUCUCGACGAACCUCAUCCGAAAUUAUUAAUCAUGGCAACGGCUUUGAUUUGUUCAGCAGGUAUGGGUUUACCAGUCUCUGGUUUCCCAAAUAUGACAGCUAUUACCCAAGAGAAUAAACUCGGUCAAAGGUUUAUUGGAGCGAUAGAUUUCUUGAAGAAUGGUGUACCUUCUUCUCUUUUGGCUACUUUUGUAAUUGUCACUAUCGGGUAUGGUAUCAUGAGGUCUUUAGGAUUAUGA